Messenger RNA from Leptopilina boulardi, 6851 nucleotides. RefSeq lists its product as uncharacterized. The record is from RefSeq and is a predicted model, not a curated record. Bases 359 to 5311 code for a protein of 1650 amino acids. The transcript has 11 exons. Gene Ontology annotation, molecular function: histone H3K36 demethylase activity; histone H3K9 demethylase activity. Gene Ontology annotation, cellular component: nucleus. NCBI's taxonomy places the organism in Eukaryota, Metazoa, Arthropoda, Insecta, Hymenoptera, Figitidae. Gene Ontology annotation, biological process: chromatin remodeling.
UACACCAUCUCAGGUUCACACACAGAUUGUAGCUGAUUUUAGUCGAUUACAGACAUAAUUUUUAGCGUCAGAGAAAAAAAUUAAAAGUAAUGAUUUGAUUGUCGGUAUUUCGUGAAAGUUUCGUGUUAUAAUUGAACUUGUGAAACUUUUGUGUGUGACAGACAAUGAAUAUUAGUGUUUUAAGUGAAGUGUUUAUUGUGAAUGUGAAUUUUUACUUGAAAAAAAGAAUGUAACAAUUCAGUGAAAUUCGCCGCUCGCGUUUUUCUCGGAGACAUCGUUUAAUACCAUAAUUCACAAUUUGCCAAUGUUAAAUGUUUUAAAAUAUCCCUGAUUUUGAUAUUUUAUAGAAGAAGAAAAAAUGGUGAACAACACUUCAGGCGGGACUCCCCGCAUUCAGGUCUUUAGACCUACAUAUGAUGAGUUUAAAGAUUUUGCAAAAUAUGUUGAGUACAUGGAGAGUAAAGGCGCUCACAAGGCAGGUUUAGCGAAAGUUAUUCCUCCUCCCGAAUGGGUACCUAGAAAAGGAGGAUACGACAUUGAUUCCCUAGAUUUAAAUAUACCUGCACCUAUUUGUCAGGUAGUCACUGGGAAGCAAGGUCUCUAUCAACAAAUAAAUAUUCAAAAGAAAUCAAUGACCGUUAAAGAGUAUCAAAAAUUAGCCAAUUCAGAAAGAUAUAAUACACCUAGACAUUUUGAUUAUGAAGAUUUAGAGCGUAAAUAUUGGAAGAACAUAACAUAUGUUGCUCCAAUUUAUGGAGCCGAUGUAUCUGGUUCCCUCACUGAUCCGGAUGUUAAAGAAUGGAACAUUAAUCAUUUAGGAACUAUUCUCGACUAUGUGAAUAAAGAUUAUGGAAUUUCUAUCGAUGGAGUUAACACUGCAUAUCUUUAUUUUGGAAUGUGGAAAACUACAUUUGCAUGGCAUACUGAAGAUAUGGAUCUUUAUUCAAUUAAUUAUUUACAUUUUGGAGCUCCCAAGACGUGGUAUGCAAUACCACCUGAACACGGCAGACGUUUAGAACGUUUGGCUAAUGGAUUUUUUCCAUCUUAUUAUCAGAAUUGUCAAGCUUUCUUGCGUCAUAAGAUGUCUUUGAUUUCUCCGCAAAUUUUAAGGCAGUACUCAAUUCCCUGCAACAAAAUAACACAAGAAGCCGGUGAAAUAAUGAUAACAUUUCCAUACGGCUACCAUGCUGGUUUUAAUCAUGGUUUUAAUUGCGCUGAAUCAACAAAUUUUGCUGCUCCUAGAUGGGUUGAAUAUGGAAAAAGAGCUACUCAAUGUACAUGUAGUAAAGAUAUGGUAAAAAUCUCCAUGGACACUUUCGUCAAACGAUUUCAACCAGAAAGAUAUCAAUUGUGGUUACGUGGAGAAGAUAUUGGACCUCAUCCUGAAGAUCCACGUCAAACGGCUGCACCCAUGCCAUCUCAGUUGGAUUUACUAUGCAAUAGUAAAAGUAAUGGUGAAUUACCAGAAAGUUAUUUAUCUGCUAUUCCUAAAAAUAAACGUCAUACAAUUCAUUGCAAAAAGAACGGUCCUAGUACAAAUAUGGAUUUAACGCAAUUAGUUAAAAAUCAACCAAAUAUUCCUCCAUAUGUGAAACAAUUUCUCCAAAUGAUGGAUGAUGAUGAACCCGAAGCUGAACCCGAUGAACAGCAACUUGAAGUUUUGGAAGAUAUUUGGCUAAAAGCAGGAGAAAUGGAUGUGGAUGAGGCAUCAGUUUUUGAUGAUGGCUAUAACCGUAAGAAAGGUAAAAAAAGAAAGAAGAAAUUACUUUUAGAAAAGGAAAAACCUAAAACAAGAAAAUCAGCUGUUAAAUUAAGAGCUAAUUCUGAAAGUAGUUUAACAGAGGAAAAAUUGAAUUCAACCGACGAUAUGCUAUCGCCGGGUUCAAUGAAAUUCUCCCAAACAAGUACACCUGAAAAUGAAGAUAAAGAAAAAUUAUUGAAAUAUUUGCCAGCAAAAGAGAAACGUGGUCGUAAAAAGAAGAAUCCUGAUGAUAAUGGAGAAAAGAAAUCGAAAAUUGCAGAAAAUAAAAAGCCAAAACAACCAAGAACAGUAAAAAAUAAACGAAAAUUUUCUGAUAGUGAAUUAUUUAAUAGUAGUGAACCAUUGGAUGUGUCGGACGCUGAUGUUCAACGAAAAUUAAUGGCAAUGCCUAGUCUUUCAUCAUAUAAAAGUACUUCAAAUUCUCAAACUGAAGUUUCAUCAGAACUAUCAUCAGAAACUGAUGUUGAAAAUAAAUCUACAUUAAGUGACAUUUUAAAUGAUUCUCAACCACCAAAUAUUACAUCGAAUGAUGAUAGUAGCAUUGAAAUUGAUGAUAAAUCAACAAUUUCUGACAUUAUUUCCGGAGUGAGAACAGCGACACCCGAGUUUGCUAAAAUAACAAAAGUUAAUGAUGAUUUGAAAACAAAUUCAGAAAUUAAAAUUUGUAAACAUACACUUUUAAAGCGACCCAGUUGUACAAUGCAAAGAAAGAGAACAACAAAAAAGGACAAUACAUCUCUAGUCAAUUUGGAGACUGCAAAACAAUUUAACUAUACAAAUUUAAAAAAAUCUACUACCAUUACCAACGAAGCUUUUGGUAGAAAUAAUAUACUAAAAGCACCCAAACUUAAUUUUGUGAAUAAACAAGAUAAUCAACAAAUGCCAAAACUUGAAUCCGAAAAGCCAAUUCAGGAAAACAAAGAUUUCACACGAUUAAUCGAUACCGCUUAUAUUCUUCCUCCAAAUGUUUGGAAUUCAACUCACAAUUCUCAUUUGAUAACAUCAACUAAUGUAAAUUAUUUACCGAGUACUACGACCAUCACCAAGUGUAAUCAUCCAAGUCAAUCAUCAACUUUUUUGAAUCAAGGACUGAAUCAAGGAUUAAAUCCAGGAUUGAAUCAAGGACUGAAUCAAGGAUUAAAUCAAGGACUGAAUCAAGGAUUAAAUCAAGCAUUGAAUCAAGGGUUAAAUCAAGGAUUAAAUCAACCUUCAGUUUCAAAUCAACCAUCAGUUUCGAGUCAGCCAUCAAUAUCGAAUCAGGCGUCAUUUAUGAUUCAAUCUUCUUGUUCAAGUCAAUUUAAUUCGAUACCCAAUCAAUCGAAUCAAUUUGUACCUAUUAAUUGCAGUCAAUCAAAGCCACUGACGAACAAUCAAAGGGCGGAAUUAUUAAAGACAAAUAUUCCAAUUCAACGAACUGCAUUUACAACUCAAGAUAAUAGAAUUUUUCCGAAGAACAAAAAAAUCCUAAUAGUUGAACCAGUACCUAUAAAUUACUCAAAAACAGAAAAUGAUGGAAAAAUACGAAAAUAUGAAUCUCACAAAAUUUUGAAUUCAAUGCUAGACGCAGAUAAUAAUAAAUGUCAAUUGUCAUUAUUGUCCAAUAAUCAAUUUUCAUCACCUUCAAUGAUAUCACCGCCAAUUAAAAUACCAAAGCCUUUAUUGACUACAAAAACAAUAACACCAACAAACGUUCCAAAAUUUCCAAUUGGUAACGAUUAUGUGAAACAUCAACUAAAAAAACCCCCACCAUCAUUAUUACGAAUAUCAAAACCAAUUCAAAAGAAUUUAAAUAAAACUAUCCUUCCAACAAAAGACUAUAAAUCGCCAAUAGCAAUAAUUAAAAAUACAACAUUGGAAAAUAAUGACGACGAUGAUGAUGUUAUUAUUGAAAAAAUAACACCAAAGGCAAUAACAAUUGGAAAUUUAAAAAUGAUAUCAAAAAAAUGUUCCAUUGCAACGCAAGUUAAUAAUUUACCGGAAAAUAACAUUUUUUUAAAUACAAGUAAUAUAAAACCUGAUGUUAAUCGAAUUUUUGUUAACAAUAUUAAAUCAUUUGAAAAUGAAAAAAAUGAACCAAAGUUUAUAGAAAAAGAACAAACUUUAUUAAUGGCAGAUAGAAAUAAUUUACUUGAAUUACCAUCACAAUCACAGAAUAUGCAAUAUAAAAUACAAAAUAAAGCACCUAGUAUUAUACCAACAAUGGAAUCAAAAAGUCGAAGAAAAUCAAAAGAGAAGCCAAAAAAAAUUGUCGCCAAUCGAAUUAUAGAUGUGUCGAUAUCAAAAUUCAAUAAUAAUAAUAAUUGUCAAUCACCAUCAUCGUUAAGUGGUUAUUCAAAAAAUAUUUUACCAGUUAAUAAUUCAAUUAUUCCAGGGCAUGUUUCUGAAAUGCUUUAUCCAAAUGUACCGGAUAAUAAAAGUUUACAAACAUUCAAUGAUUAUUGGAGUGGACAAAUUUCACAUUGUGCUGUUUGUGCACCUUUUGCAUUGGCUAAGAGUUUAUGUAAUAGUCAAAUGUCUUCUGACUGGAUGUAUUCGAUGCCAAUAGUAUUACCAGAAAAUUCUCCAAUUUGGGUAUCAUCCAGACUAUUUGCUGCAAAUUCAAAAGAACAAAAUAUAGAACCAGAGAAUAAUAAACUUCUUCGAUGUAGAGAGUGUCAUGUAACAGUACACGCGUCUUGUUAUGGUGUUACUGUGAUUUCAAAUGAUUCUCAAAGUUGGGCUUGUGAUAAGUGUAAGGCUGGAAAGAUGCAACUGAUGUGCUGUUUGUGUCCCAUGAAUGGCGGAGCAGUAAAACGAACAAGCGAUGGUCUUUGGGCACAUAUUGUGUGUGCGCUUCUAUUGCCAGGAAUAACAUUUAAGGAUGCUGUAAACAAAGAUCCAAUAAAUGUUUUAACAAUGAAAUCAGGAUUAACUAAACAACAAUGUUGUUGUUGUGGGCAGAGAAGCGGAGCUUGCCUUACUUGUGAUAAAUGUGGUGCACUCUUUCAUCCGUCCUGUGGAUUAGUAAAGGGAGCCACUUUCGUUAUUCCACCGUAUAAUGCAGAAGAACUACAAAUAACUUGUCAUCGUCAUGAUGAUGGAAAGGAGAAAAUACCAUUGGUUGGUUUAGGAGAAUAUGUAUGGGCUAAACAUCGUAAUACACGUUAUUAUAAGGCAAAAAUUUCAUCAAUUCAAGACACCCUUUUCUAUAUGGUUACGUUUGAGGAUCAGAGCUUCAGCGAAGAUCUUUAUCCAGACGACAUUACUAACUGUGACCCUCGAAAUGUACCAGCAAUUGGAGCACAUGUGAGAGUUAAAUGGACAGAUAACAAUAUUUACGAUGGAAUUUUCGAAGGCACAAAUCAUCGUAUUAUGUAUAAUGUCGUCUUUGAAGAUAGUUCUCAACUUUCAUUAAAACGAAAUGAAAUCUACAGUUUACAAGAGGAUUUACCAAAAAGAGUUCGUUUGCGUUUGUCGGUUGCCACUGAAAUGAAGCACCGAGGGCAUCUUUAUGGCAUUGAUGAAGAAUCGGAAUCGCAAAGGAAGGUGAAAACAUCGAAAAAAAUAUGAUAGAGUAUAAUUGUCCUUUAAAACGUUAUUAAAAACGUAAUUUGUACAAAUUCCCUGAAAAAGUAUUUCAUCGCGUGUAUUGCAUAAUUUUAAUUAAUUUGACAUUUAUAUUUUUAUUUUAAAUUAUUAAGUAAGAAUGAAAUUAAGUUGAAUAUUUAAAUUGAUUUAAUGCUAGUCUAAAUUUUAUUAAUUUUUUUCGCUGAAAUAUUGUCAGUUAUUUUUUUACACGUUUAAAGAGACGUGUAAACUGUAUAAUACAUAGCCUACUUUAUAAUAUAUGUAAACAAUAUGAAAUAUGCCGAUUGUAUAUUUUAGAGUACACUUGAGUCGUACACUAUAAAUUGUAAGAAUUUCGCUUCCCUGCAUUAUAUUUUUGAAUGUAAUUUAAUUAUUAUUUUAUUGUUUUUGCGAAGUUUCAUUAAUUCUUUUAUUAUGUCUAUUAAUUGAUUUUUAUAUGAAAAAAGUAGUACUUUUUGAUUUAAGUACUGGACAUAAUAAAAUAAUCUGCUUUAAUAUUGUCGCUUUUCUAUAUUUGCUUUUAAAUGUUGAACAACAUAAAAUUUUUCAUACAUUUUAGUCGCGUUUGCGUAUUAAGCAGAUAAUGAGUUGUGAAUGUGAUUGCUAUUAUCCGCCUUUAAUAUAUAUUGAUUAUUAUAUAUUUAAUUGAUUAAUAAUUUUGUCGGACAAUAUAACUUCAAAAUAUUUAAAAGUUUGAGCUCAUUUAUUGUUUUCAAUCAAUUAACAACGUAGUUUUAAUAAAUGUUUUUCUACGGAUUAAUUUUUUCUGUACCAAGAAAUAUAUAAAAUUGUAUUUUAUGUAAAAAAAAAAGUUGACAAUAUUAAAAUAUUUUAAUUGUACAAUUCUUCAUUUGGAUUGUAGAUCAAAGAAAGAAAAAUUUUUUGUUUUUUCAGCAAGCAACAUAUUGAGUUCAAACUUUUCUUAAUUAUAGUAUAUUGUAUAAGAUUUCGUAUGUAAAUAUUAAAAAAAGAUAAAUUAUGGAAAAUUUGAAGAAUUCUAUUGUACAUCACAUUUAUAUAUAUUCUCUCUCCUUUUUUAUAGAUCGGUUAUUGAUAAUCUAGUCAUCUGAUACGAAAACAUGUUUGUUCGCCUAUUUUAAAAGUACAGUUUAUAGAAAUGAAGGAUUUAUGCUUGAAAUGUAUUUUACGAUCAAGCAAAUAAUAAAAAAAAUAUCAGAUGAUUGGACUGUAACUUAUACAUUUGAGGCAUGUUUGUAAGAAUGUAAAACAUAUGAUUGAUAUUAUAUAACACUACGUAAAUUGUGAAAUAACUACAUAUAUUGUUUUUUUUGUCAAAUUAAUAGGACUUGUCUAAGGCAAAAAAAAUCCUGGCUAAGCAAAUCGAAUUGUCUUUGAUCUCAUUUACAAAACUUAUUUAAUUAAGAGUAUUAUUAUAGAUUGUUCAGUGGCAAUUCUUCACAAAAAUGUAACUCUGAUCACAGAUUGUAAAAGUUAGACGUAAAUAUGUAUUGAAAUAUAAUUAAUAAACAGUGCGAAAGUAGCGCGUUUAAAUUAACGCUAA